AUGGCGCAUUACAGGUUCAGCAUGCAGCAUGUUGAGGCCUUUAAAGAGAGUAUCUAUAAAACUAAAGAAGAAAUUGAAGAUAACCUGGAAACUGAGGAUAGCUGGGGAAGCUGGUUGCUCACCCUCCUCCUCUCCCCUGUAAGAAGUGGUUUGGCUUCUGGUGAAAACCAUUGUUUAAAUCUGUCUGGCAUUUGCAGAAGAGACAUCUGUAAAUUAACAGAGGAUCAGAUUGGUGCCUGCAAAAGAAGAUGGAGAUGCUGUAGAUCGUGGUGGAUUCUUAUACCAAUUCCAACACCACUUAUCUAUUCAGAUUAUCAAGAACCCCUUAAGCAUAAAUUAAAAUGA
This is a messenger RNA of Neomonachus schauinslandi (Hawaiian monk seal), 345 nucleotides long. RefSeq names its product defensin beta 109B (gene DEFB109B). The record is from RefSeq and is a predicted model, not a curated record. The transcript has 4 exons. The coding region runs from base 1 to 345 and encodes 114 amino acids. NCBI's taxonomy places the organism in Eukaryota, Metazoa, Chordata, Mammalia, Carnivora, Phocidae. Gene Ontology annotation, biological process: cell chemotaxis; defense response to bacterium. Gene Ontology annotation, cellular component: extracellular region. Gene Ontology annotation, molecular function: chemoattractant activity; CCR6 chemokine receptor binding.